Messenger RNA from Cuscuta campestris, 1889 nucleotides. The record is from the annotation of a GenBank genome assembly. Lineage: Eukaryota; Viridiplantae; Streptophyta; Magnoliopsida; Solanales; Convolvulaceae.
GAGAUUCAUGCGUUUCACUUCCCGCAUAUGUCUCUCCCUUCAACACAAACCCCUUUCUCAGGAAACAAACUUAUUCAAACCGCGUUCGUUCGUUUCUCUGCAAUCGGAAAAGAGCCAUUAAUUCAACAGAAGAAGAAAAAUAAAUAAAAAGGAAAGGAGGGAGUGGGUGCGGGGUUUUGAUGGAUAGAAUCGAAGAAGAAGAAUAAUAAUAGUACUCACAUAAAUCAUCAGAGCACCCAUCUCGAUCUCCUCUCCCCGGCCUGCUUACAUUUACAUUGUUGUUUUCUUCUUCAGAUCUUGUUCGACGACGGCAAGAUCGACGACAAUGGUGGCGGAGGAGAACAAAAAGUACAUUACUUCGGAGGAGCUGCGCAAGCACAGCGCCAGGGGAGAUCUGUGGAUUUCCAUCCAGGGCAAGGUCUACGACGUGACCGAGUGGAUUCAGCGCCACCCCGGCGGCGACGUCCCCAUCCUCGAUCUCGCCGGCCAGGACUGCACCGACGCCUUCAUCGCCUUCCACCCCGGCACCGCCUGGAAGCAUCUCGACCCCUUCUUCACCGGCUACUACCUCCGGGAUUACCGCGUCUCCGAGGUCUCCAGGGACUACAGGGCCAUCUGUUCCGACUUCUCCAGAGCCGGCCUCUUCGACAACAAGGGCCACGGCGUCGUCUACUCCUUCUCCUUCAUCGCCCUCCUCCUCUCCCUCUGUCUCUACGGCGUCCUCCGCUGCCACACCCUCCUCGCCCACGUCCUCUCCGGCGCCCUGCUGGGCCUCGCCUGGAUGCAGAUUUCCUACCUCGGCCACGAUUCCGGCCACUAUAACAUCAUGACCACCCGCGGAUUCAACAAAUUCGCCCAGAUCCUCACCGGAAACUGCCUCACCGGGAUCAGCAUCGCCUGGUGGAAGUGGACCCACAACGCCCACCACGUCGCCUGCAACAGCCUGGACCACGACCCCGAUCUGCAACACCUCCCCGUCCUGGCCGUCUCGCCCACAUUGUUCCGAUCCAUCCAGUCCUGCUUCUACGGGCGAGAGCUCACAUUCGACCCCCUCGCCCGGUUCCUGGUGAGCUACCAGCACUUCACCUUCUACCCCGUGAUGUGCGUCGCCCGGGUGAAUCUCUACCUGCAGACGUUCCUGCUCCUCCUCUCGAAGAGGAGGAGAGUUCCCGACAGGGCGCUGAACAUCCUGGGGAUCCUGGUGUUCUGGGCGUGGUUCCCUCUCCUGGUCUCCUGCCUCCCCAACUGGACGGAGAGGGUGGUGUUCGUGCUGACGAGCUUCUGCGUGUGCUCGAUCCAGCACGUGCAGUUCUGCCUGAACCAUUUCGCGGCCAACGUGUACGUGGGGAGGCCGGAGGGGAACGACUGGUUCGAGAAGCAGACGAGGGGGACGAUCGACAUAAGCUGCACGGAGUGGAUGGACUGGUUCUUCGGGGGGCUCCAGUUCCAGCUGGAGCACCACCUGUUCCCGAGGCUGCCCAGGUCCCAGCUGAGGAACAUCUCCCCCGUGGUUCAGGCCCUCUGCAAGAAGCACAACUUGCCUUACAGGAGCCUCUCCUUCAUCCAGGCCAAUCUCACCACCCUCCAAACCCUCAGAUCCGCCGCACUCGAGGCCAGGGAGAAUCUCCUAUGGGAAGCUGUCAACACCCAUGGCUGAGGCAGAUCUUUCUUCUUGUUUGUUUGUUUGUUUGUUUUGUUCUUCUACUUCUACUGCGGAGUACUACUACUAUAUAUCUCUAUAAGCAUUCCCUCUUGUUCCUUUCUUCUGGUUUUUCAAUGGCAGUUUUAUCUCCUCAUGAAUGACUUCUUCUUGUCAUUUCGAAUUUCAUUAAUCUGUGGUUCUCACUUCAUCUUUUGACAGAACAAUAAACCAUAGCUUCUUUGUCUAU